Quercus robur (English oak) is the source of this 1840-nucleotide messenger RNA. Its product is annotated as protein VAPYRIN-LIKE-like. The transcript has a single exon. Gene Ontology annotation, molecular function: protein binding. The record is from RefSeq and is a predicted model, not a curated record. Lineage: Eukaryota; Viridiplantae; Streptophyta; Magnoliopsida; Fagales; Fagaceae. Bases 199 to 1590 code for a protein of 463 amino acids.
AAGAAGAUAAUAAUAAAAUUAUCAAAUAUUUAGUACAAAAAACCAGAAGAGCAUCUAAGCAUACAUCUUCUUUAUCUGGCUUGCAUUGAUACAGACAAACCCCAAAUUCCAAUUCCAAUUUUCUCAGCAAAGCCAAAAACUUUCUCAAGAAACCAAAAGGGUGUGAGCAAGGCAAAAGGCAAGUCAUCACUCAGCACCAUGGAUAGGCUGGUGAAACCAGACCUUAAAGAAAUAAACUUGGCAUUCAAAAAAGGCCAAAAAUGCACCACCACGUUUCGUUUAACCAACCUCAUGCACGCCAUGGCUGUGGCAGUUUCUCUAACCACUACAAGGCCAUCUGUAUACUCUUUCAACCAAGCUUUCUCUGUAAUCCCACCACUCUCUUCCUUAACAUACACCCUCCUUAUCUCUCAGCCCUCUGAUAAACCUCCUCUCUCUUCUCCUCCUGAUAUUAUCACCGUCCGAUCCUCCAUGCUCCCCAUUGGAAAAGCUCACCAGGAUUAUCUCCGCCGCUUGUUUUCUAAGCCUGGACCCCAUGUUUUCAGGGAUGCCACCAUACCCAUCAACCUUGUGGGUCACCAAGUUGUUGUCUUUCUCAUUUCCCACCAUACCCAGAUCCCAGAAAUUGAAUUCUUUUUGAAGAAAGGGAUUUCUGGUUGUACUAGGACUCAGCUCACUUCAUUGCUGAAACCUGCUAUAUUGUAUAGUAAUGCUAAUUUUGUUACUGAAAUACUUGAUGCUGGUGCUGAUGUGAAUUGUAAAAAUUCAGAUAAAAGGUCAAUGAUUACAUUGGCUAUUCGUGCCGGUGAUCUUGGUAUCUUGAAGGUUUUGAUAGCUGCUGGUUGUAAAAUUGAUAAUUCGGUUGACAGGAUCUUGCACGAGGCGGCAGCUGUGGAUAGAGUGGAUUUGAUGGAGUUUUGGCGUAAAAGGUUUGGAGAUAUUGAUGUGAACUCGGUUGAUUUGGAUGGCCGGACACCAAUUCAUGUCGCAGCAGUUAGGGGGUUUGUUGAGGUGAUAAGGUUUUGUGUAUCAGUUGGUGGGAAAGUUGAUGUUUUGGAUUGUAAUGGGUGGAGUCCUCUGCAUUAUGCAGCUGCAGAAGGGCAUUUGCAGGUUGUGAAGUACUUGUUAGAAUGUUCCAAUGUGAAGUAUGUGUUGAAUAAUGAAGGGAAGACUGCUUUUGCACUUGCUGUUGAUAAUGGGCAUUUACAUUUGCUGGAUUUGUUGCAUUUAGGGAAUGUGUUGCAUAGGGCAGCAAGGGUGGAUGAUAUUCAUGGAAUGAAGACUUGCCUUGCAGAAGGGGCUAACGUGAAUGGGAGAGAUCAGAAUGGAUGGACACCUUUGCAUAGGGCUGCAUUCAAGGGGAGGGUUGAGAGUGUGAAGUUGUUGCUUAAUAAUGGUGCACAAGUUGAUGUUGUUGAUGAUGCUGGAUACACGCCACUGCAUUGCGCGGUUGAGAUGGGGCAUGUGCAGGUUGCAUUGGCGUUGAUUGCUCAUGGAGCUAAAGCAAAUGUCAAGAGUCUCAAAGGUGUAGUUCCUUUAAAUUUUGGUCGUUUCAAGAAUCAUCCUUCUGUUGAUCAUCCUGUGUCAUGAGAAAGAAAGAGCUUUGAAUGGAGAACGGGAUUAUCUGUUUUGUUGAACUUUGUUAAUGUAUUCUGCAAUUUAUAUAUAAUCUUGUGAUUUCUGUCUGAUAUGGAUUGUAAGGAAUCAAUGGUUGGAGAGAAAGAGAACGGACUGUGUUCCACUUCCAAUCAAGGUGUACAUCUGUUUCAGAAAGGGAUCAUAUGGCCCUUGAACCUUCAAUUUGGUUUAAUGAAGAUUUAAGUUCCCCAUUCCUAUGUAA